Scaptodrosophila lebanonensis is the source of this 3892-nucleotide messenger RNA. It is a transcript of the gene Dif, whose product is annotated as dorsal-related immunity factor Dif. Gene Ontology annotation, biological process: canonical NF-kappaB signal transduction; inflammatory response; response to cytokine. The record is from RefSeq and is a predicted model, not a curated record. The transcript is spliced from 6 exons. NCBI's taxonomy places the organism in Eukaryota, Metazoa, Arthropoda, Insecta, Diptera, Drosophilidae. Gene Ontology annotation, cellular component: cytoplasm. Gene Ontology annotation, molecular function: DNA-binding transcription factor activity; DNA binding. The coding region runs from base 777 to 3746 and encodes 989 amino acids.
UUCGAACGUGUCGGGAGUUUUUAGUCGAGCGCCAAACGCAGCAAAAAACAAAACUAUAAUAUAUACAUACAUACGAGUAUAUGUGCAUAUUCACUAAAAAAAGGUGGAGAGUAAAUAAAAAACAACACGAAUGGUCAGUCGACGGCAGCGUGCAAGUCACACGAGCGUUGUAUAAUAAUUACGAGUACACACAAAAAAUAAAAAUAAAAACACCGACUACUAAUAAUUAAAUGUUCAGUCCCAGUGCUUGUGCUUGUCCAGUGAAGUGUCUGGAUGCAUUGCAACAACAACCACUUGUCUUUUUCAUUUUUAUACGCUUUAUUAGCUCUGGUUUUUCAGUUGUUGUUGCUCAUCUCGCCGCUGUACAUAUGAGUAGUACAUAUAUAAUAUCGUAAAUUGGCGCGUAGUUAGCCGGUCUUGUGUGUUCAUGAGUAAGUGUCGCAGUCGAGACGGUGAUAAGUAGCGUGACACAUCAAUAUAAUCCAAAUAUUUGACAGUUUCUUAAUAAUAAAAUAUAUAAAUGCACGUGCUGGAAGGAUCGCUAAGCAUUUUAAAUAACAACUACUGAUAAGCGGCCAUACUACAACAACAGAACACGCUCCACACUUGAGCGAAAACUAAGACCUUCUGCUUAGUGAAAUCACUAAUAAGUAGUAUAGAGUGCGACCACAACAAUUUAUUAGGUCGGGCACAGUUAUUCUUUGCCUCCUAUAACAUUGUGAGUGUGUGCGUGCUUAUCAACGCUGCCCACAGGGAAUACCCGAGCAGAAUCAGAAAUGGCACAAUCAAAUGGUAAUCCCACAACAGAGGAAAUAAUUGACAAUUUAGAAGACAUGCUGAACGACCGCAUUUCUCAAGAGCCGACAGCGCCGCAAGUUUUUCCACAAUCCGUCUCCUUGCCGGUUAUGGCCCAUAUGCAGGCGCCAACGGCCCCCAGUCCCACACCUGCCGAGGCCUAUAUUCGCAUUAUCGAGGAGCCCGCUGAAAGGGUUACGCGAUUUCGGUAUAAAUGUGAGGAUCGCUUCGCCACCCCUAUAGCUGGCAAAAAUUCAGAUGCGCAGAAGUGCAAAACGUAUCCCACAAUCGAGAUAGUGGGCUAUCAUGGCAAGAAGGUGGUCGUUGUGUCCUGCGUCACUCGCGAGAAGCCCUAUCGCCAGCAUCCCCACUGGCUGGUCAGCAAGGAUGACAGUAAUUUAUGCAAAAAGGGCGUAUAUCGAAUUAUGCUGCCCCCCGAGCAGAACACCCUCGAGCUCCAAAAGGUGGGCAUCCAGUGUGUGAAAAAGAAUGAGGUAUUAAGCUCGUUGACAGAGCGUCAGAACAUGAAAGUAGAUCCUUUCAAAGCCAAGUUCGACCACAAGAACGACAUCGCCUCCAUCAACAUGUACGAGUUGCGUUUGUGCUAUCAGGUUUUCUUGCCUGAUGCCAAGAACGAUUUCAGGAUACCGCUCAACCCUGUCGUCUCAUCCCCCAUUAUUGGCAAGAGCAAGGAGCCCCUUAUCGCUCGACUAUGCAGCUGUGCUGCGAAGGUCACCGGCGGUGAUGAGAUCAUCAUGUUGUGCGAAAACAUCAACAAGAACGACAUACGGGUGCGCUUCUUUGAGACGAACGAACAAAACGAUGUGAUUUGGGAGGCAGACGCCGAAUUCCAGAAGACGGACAUUUACAAGCAAAUGGCUAUAGCAUUUAGAACGCCCCGCUAUCGGGAUCCGGAUGUGACACACAGCGUCUUUGUUUAUCUUCAAUUGGUGAGGCCCACGGAUAUGGCUACGAGUGAUCCAGUGGCCUUCGAGUACUAUCCCAAUCCAGGUAUGCUAACAUUUGCACGCCUUCAGCGUAAGCUUAAGCGCAAGCAGGACCUGGAUAUAUUCCAGCAGAUAUUGUCGUUAGAUAGCGAGACUACCGCGACAAAAUACUCGUGUCCGCCACUGGACUUGAACGAGGAUGAGAACAACACCGUCUCAUCGGAUGACAGCGCAAGCAAGCAGCAGAGCUCCGGCACACUUAAUGAGUUCGAGAUUGCUGUUCGGAAGCUGCAAACGGACUACGAGGUUAACGAGGGCGAUGCCACCGAAUAUGGGGAUGCUAUGGAUAAUGACAAUGAUAUGGAGAUUGAGUUGGAGGUGCCGCAAAUGUUGCCACAACUGGCCGAUGAUUGCACCCAAACCUCCACACCUAUGGAGGAUAUACUGAAGCAUCCGCAGCUAGAGCCACGGCCGCUGUGCAAUGUAGAUAAGAUAAACGAAUGGAUGCGUUCCAGCGAAUUCGAGCGCACUGACAGCCUCACUGUGGAGAAUGGAGACACGGUCUCGUUGUCCACAGCCACGGCCCAGACAGCGUUCACCAAUGUGAGCAGCUUGACGGCCAAUACGACCAUAACGAACAACCUGGAAGAGGAGGGUAGGGAGGCCCCCACCUCGCGACGCGACACCCUGGAAAAUUCUGCAGUUAAGGACCUACCCAUUGGUGGCGAAAGCGAACUCAACGAUUUGUUGGAGGAUUUGCCGCCCAGCGCCAGUGCGCAGGCAUCUGUGGACAUGGACGAGAACUUUGACGAUAAUGCCACCUAUACCAGCUUGCAAAUAGCCUUUAACAAUCCCAUCGCCAUACCUAACGAGACACAAAGUGUUGCAGUUCCACUGCCAGUCUUUGACCAACUGGAUGAGGCCGAACUUGUGGUGCUCACAAAUCCGCCAGCGCCCAAGAUCAAAGUGAAUGCAGCCCAAACCCCGGCCACGCCACCGUCCCCACCGUUGCCAUUGCCGCCGCGCACACCAUCACCCGAUCCGGAGUACAAGUUGCCACCGCUGCCGCCCAAGCCGCGCCACUCACAAGAUCUAAGCGUGAGCGUCAGCGAUCAUAGUCCAUCGAAUUCGAUGUCGAUCAGUCGGUCGCGCAAUGGCAGCGUUUCAUCCACACGCACCACGCCCUCGCCCAUCGUCAUUAUGCGCACCCCGGAUCAAAGCCCAACCAAGCGGCAGGCAACGUCCUCGUCCACACCCACCGCCUCGCCCAAGAAACGACAGGGCUUCUUCUCCCGCCUCUUCUCGCGCCGUAAGAGCAGAACCGAUGACGAAAGCUCACAGGGUAGUCCCAGCAAGCAGCAAUCGGGAUCACGUCUUGGCUCACGCGCCACCACUCCCACAGGAAGUCGGGAGCCUAGUAUUGCCCACUUCUCGCUGGGCGAUCCCAAUCGAUGCUCUGCUCGAUCCACCAAGUCUAUGCAGCCCCAAUCUAACAGCAACAGCUUAGGCUUGAGUCCCCAGAAUAGCACGAAUGCGUCGCGUAGUGGAAAACCCGUGGGUCGGAGCUCCAGCAGUGUUUCGGGCAAGCGACCCACCCAUCUCAAUGCCGAUGUUAUACACAUACCACUAAAGGGGGGCGAUAGCGAGAACAGUUUGCUCCACCCCGAGAGCUACUCGAAUGCCAGCACCUUGACCUAUGGCCGACCCCUAGAUCGCAAGACCCUGAGCACUCUGCAAUUGGCCGACAUACCCAUUAGCGAUGGCAACAUGGAGCUGGUGGCCAUUGCCGAUCGCCAGAGUAUUAAGAACCUGUGUGAGGGCGCCUAUGGUGUGGUACUUGAUCCUAGUGUCGAUUUGUCCGAGGCGGAGCAUUUUGCUUUGUACACUAGCAAAUCACCGGAGCCACCAGUGGGCGAUGGCGAGAGGGGCGAUGUGGAUGUUGUGGAGUUUCUGAGUCCUGACGAGAUCGCUCGACGGCUGGCCGAGGCCAAUGGGCUGCAGUGAGGCUGCGGCUUAGUUAAAUGCAACUUUAUUUUUAGCCACAAUAAUAUUCUAGUCGUGUUUUCUUUCAGUAUUACAUACUUACAUACAAACAUACAUACUCGUAUAUAAUCGUAUAUAGUGCACACUGUUUCUAACCCUCACUACCC